ACAGCACGUGGAUGCGAUAAAGAAUGUAUCGAGACCCAAUUAGCCAUGGUCACUGAGAAAUUCAAGUACUUCAGCAUCUUGUUUUGGGACAUACCUCAACAAAUACCCAUCUUGCAUAGAAAAUGGCGAUAUUAACUUCUUGUUGUUGUUUCAAGUCAAUCAGAAAAGGAUGUUUCGCAAGUGGGAUAUUCACUCUGGCAGUGUACCUGUUCAUUUUCACAGCAUGUUUAUUUCAAGCUCAUGCCAUGUAUCAUACAACAGUUAUAUUCGUAGGAAAUUUGUUCAUGAUGAUCUUGGCGGCCAUGAGCGUGAUAGCUUCAGUCAUUCUUCUGAUUGGAGUUUAUGCGGAUCGACGAAUUUUUCUGCUCCCUUGGAUUGUGGUCAUCUCGAUCACCACUUUACUACAUUUGAUUCUUGCCUUGUAUUUCAUAACAGACUCGUCUAUGAACAUCAUCCUUGGAAUUUUAUUUGCAACAGACUUAGCUAUUUGUGCUAUUAAUGUUUACUGCUUAUUAUGUGUAAUUUCGCAAUAUCAAGAAUACGUGGAAGGUCAUGGAGUGCCAAGGCAACAUUGUAAUUUUCAAUCAAUCCCUGUUGUUCGAUUUGACCGCGAGGGAAGUUCGCCACGACCUAAACAUACUGUUCCACGAUUAACCGUAAACGGGAAGCUUUCUCCAGGAUUUCUGGAAGUUCCCUCACCUUGUGCCUCUUGCAGCACUCCCACUCGAUCACACAUGUCGACUGAGCUCCUCAGUUCCUACGUUGAGGAACAGACAGUUUGCGAGAUAUCACGUCCGAAUGAUAAGGACCUCGGCUCAUGUACCCAAGGAAACAAUCAUCAAGUUCAAGAUGAAGUAACCACCUCAAUCAAAGUAAUUGUAACUGAACAGGUCGAGCCAUCUAUAGACAAUAAUAUUCAAAACAAUUAA
Limulus polyphemus (Atlantic horseshoe crab) is the source of this 929-nucleotide messenger RNA. RefSeq lists its product as uncharacterized. The coding region runs from base 123 to 929 and encodes 268 amino acids. Lineage: Eukaryota; Metazoa; Arthropoda; Merostomata; Xiphosura; Limulidae. The transcript is spliced from 7 exons. The record is from RefSeq and is a predicted model, not a curated record.